AUGGCAGGGUCGUCCGCUGCCCGAUUUUCGAACCACUCACCUAGUAUGCCAGGUUACUCCGUCAGAGACGUCCCAGCUCAAGAUUUCAUCAACGCCUACGCUACUUUCUUGCAAAAGCAAGGUAAGCUCGAGGUGCCAGGUUACGUCGACAUUGUGAAAACCUCUGCCGGUAACGAGCUCCCACCACAGGAGGCUGAGACUUGGUUCUACAAGCGUUCCGCUUCCAUUGCCCGUCACAUCUACUUGAGAAAGGAUGUCGGUGUCGGUGCCCUUAACAAACUAUACGGAGGUGCCAAGAACAGAGGUAACAGACCUUCCAAGCACGUCAACGCUUCCGGUUCCGUCAACAGAAAGGCUUUGCAGGCUUUGGAGAAGAUUGGAAUUGUUGAGAUCUCUCCAAAGGGAGGCCGCAGAAUCUCCACCAACGGCCAAAGAGAUUUGGACCGUCUUGCUGCCUUGACUGCCGAGCAAGAUGAAGAGUAA
Kuraishia capsulata CBS 1993 is the source of this 483-nucleotide messenger RNA. RefSeq lists its product as uncharacterized. The record is from RefSeq and is a predicted model, not a curated record. Gene Ontology annotation, biological process: translation; ribosomal small subunit assembly. Gene Ontology annotation, molecular function: RNA binding; structural constituent of ribosome. Gene Ontology annotation, cellular component: cytosolic small ribosomal subunit; ribosome. The transcript has 3 exons. NCBI's taxonomy places the organism in Eukaryota, Fungi, Ascomycota, Pichiomycetes, Pichiales, Pichiaceae. The coding region runs from base 1 to 483 and encodes 160 amino acids.